Saccostrea cuccullata (small rock oyster) is the source of this 2162-nucleotide messenger RNA. Its product is annotated as pancreatic triacylglycerol lipase-like. The record is from RefSeq and is a predicted model, not a curated record. NCBI's taxonomy places the organism in Eukaryota, Metazoa, Mollusca, Bivalvia, Ostreida, Ostreidae. Gene Ontology annotation, biological process: lipid catabolic process. The transcript is spliced from 6 exons. Gene Ontology annotation, molecular function: lipase activity. The coding region runs from base 339 to 1559 and encodes 406 amino acids.
UGCAUUUCUAGAGGGAAAAACAUAACACAUGUUAAGUUGAUGAUUUGCAUAUUUUGAAUUAAAGGAGCCAUUUGUAUUGCCCGAAGUUUAAAAUGAGAGCAUGUGUUUUCUUCUUCAAUCGUUUGUUAGAUAAUAUCAGUUACAGUUUUUAAAACGGCCAAGAUUUAAAUAAGAUUUCUUAAAAAAUGUAUAAAUUUGUGAUUAAACACUACAGAAAAGAAAACAUAUUUUCAAGUAAAUAGGAUUGUCUGUGUUUUGUCCAUAAAAUUUCACAAAACCUAUUCUUAGAUAUAACAUCAGGAUUAAAAUUUAUUGUAAGAAACAAACACUUCGUCAAAAUGUGGUACGGUAAAUUUUGGUGGACCCUCAGUGGUUUACGUCUUAUUUUCCCAGAUGUGUGUUAUAAAAACGACAAAAUAGGAUGUUACGAUAAAGAAGAACCGUUUGAACACUUUGAUAUCCUGCCGAAUUCCCCUGGACCACAUGGAAUGGAUGUCAAAUUCAAAUUGUACUCGCGAUUCAAUGACAAAAUGCCGGAACUGUUGAACGACAUUCUUUUGAAUAAGGAAAAGACUUCCAUUCGUUAUGAUCCUGGAAAGAAAGUUGUUUUCCUCAUCCAUGGGUUUAAUGACAAUGGAGAAAACCCAUGGAUUUUAAAGAUGAAGGAAAGCAUCUUGAGAAAGGAUGACAUAAAUGUAGUGAUCGUGGAUUGGGGUAAAGGAGCCAAACAUAUGAACUACAUGAUAGCUGCCUCCAACACAAGAACCGUAGGGGCCUACUUAGGUCGCCUGAUAUCCACAAUGGUGCCUGAUCUAUCACUGGUACACAUCAUAGGACACAGUCUGGGUGCACAGAUAGCAGGAUUUGCUGGAGCUUGGACAGAAGGAAAGAUAGGACGCAUAACAGGACUUGACCCAGCAGGACCUCUGUUUAAUAAGUACCACCCUAUGGCUCGUCUUGACGCCUCUGAUGCUAGUUUUGUGGACGUCAUUCAUACCGAUACGGAGGGAACGUUUAAUUUCGGUCUUGGAAUGAAUAACAUCUGUGGGGAUAUUGAUUUUUUCCCAAAUGGAGGAGAGAUGCAACCCGGAUGUAACAAGUCUGCCUUGAGAAUCGCCGACACUUUGGUCAGGUUUAAAGUCGAAGCUGCACAGCGACUUUUCCCUUGCAGUCAUGAGCGUUCCAUCGAACUCUUUACAGAAUCCAUUUUAUCCGAUUGCAAAUUUCUAUUCUGUUCCUGCACAAAGGAAGCGUUCUUAAAUGAACUUUGUAUCCAAGAAAAUUGUACACACAUGGGAUAUGACGUCGACCAAAGGGCUCGAGGAGAGUUCUACGGAUACACCCAGGCGCAUGCUCCUUUCUGCAUUACAACAACGACGGUACCAGCUAAUACAGAAGAUCAGGGAUUCAAUGCAACAGCAACACCAAAUGAAGUGAAAACUCCAGAAGCACCUGUAAAUAAGACGCUGUCCCUUAAUGGAAAUAUCAAUAUGACUGAAAACUUUGAACCUGAACACGGCGGAACAAUUCAAAGUACUCUGACCAUUGUAGAUGAUUAAGUUGGGAAAAUUAUUGAAACCAUUGUAAUCAUAUUCAUUAAAGUUAUUCGUAAAAGAUGCAUCUAAUUAAUGCCUUUUUAAAAGUUGUCUUUCUUUGUAUGCGCCACUACAUCUCUGAUAGAUGAUCUGUAACUUUACCAAUAUAUCAAAAAUACGCUUCCCUCUUUGUUGAAGUUAUAAGGAUUCUGAUCAAGGUAUUUCACUUUUCGGAAUUCUUAAAAAGGUACAUAUUUUAGUUAAUUAAUUUUUUUUAAUCUUUUGGUCUAAAAUUUUCUUGUUAUCUUAUGCAAGGAGUCGUCAGUUAUAAACUCGAAAUUUAAAUAUAAAAUUAUGCUAAAGAGAUACUUUACCAGACUUUGCCAAUAAUUUUUUGCAAUAAUAUUAAAAAGGUCUCAAACUUAAUUUUGAGUCAGAAAUUUCUGUACCAAAAAAUGAGCUCUUGUCCCAACGUUUUACUAUUUCUAAAUAACUCAAAAUUUCUUACUUCUCAGCAGGUCAUUAAAAAUUUGAUAUAACAAAAUAUACUGAGUGUUUAGAUUUUGAAAACUCAAAAUAAUAUAAUUUAUACGUGUAUUACCGAUAUUACAUGCCAAAUUUAUGCAC